Messenger RNA from Nothobranchius furzeri (turquoise killifish), 5069 nucleotides. It is a transcript of the gene frzb, whose product is annotated as frizzled related protein. Gene Ontology annotation, biological process: non-canonical Wnt signaling pathway; canonical Wnt signaling pathway. Gene Ontology annotation, cellular component: cytoplasm. NCBI's taxonomy places the organism in Eukaryota, Metazoa, Chordata, Actinopteri, Cyprinodontiformes, Nothobranchiidae. The record is from RefSeq and is a predicted model, not a curated record. Gene Ontology annotation, molecular function: Wnt-protein binding.
UAGCAGCACAGCAGAAACAACCAGAAGUGUUCUGAUUCGGAUGGAACUGGACUGACCGAACCUUAGGGCAGAUCUUCAGAUCCUUCCGUGGGUCUCGAAACCACCAUGCUCUCCGUGGUGCUGCUGGCCGCGAUCUGCGCGCUGUGGCCGCCCCCAGUCCGUGCGGCUUCCUGCGAACCGGUCCGGAUCCCGCUGUGCCGGUCCAUGCCCUGGAACAUGACCAAGAUGCCGAACCACCUCCACCACAGCACGCAGGACAACGCUGUCCUGGCCAUCGAGCAGUUCGAGGGGCUGCUGGGAACUGGAUGCAGUCCAGAUUUACUCUUCUUCCUGUGUGCCAUGUAUGCUCCCAUUUGCACCAUCGACUUUCAGCACGAGCCCAUCAAGCCCUGCAAGGCGGUGUGUGAGAGGGCGAAGUCUGGUUGUGAGCCAGUGAUGAAGCGUUACAACCACAGCUGGCCUGACAGCCUGGCCUGCAGCGAGCUGCCGCUGUACGACCGCGGAGUCUGCAUCUCACCUGAAGCCAUCGUCAAGGCAGAGGGACCUGACUCUUACAACCAGGACCCUUCCAGAUGUAAUCCAGAAUCCAGUCCAGACUUUCCAAUGGACUCCAACAACUUCCACUGCAGGGGACCAGAUCCUUGCAGAUGUAAGACGGUCAGAAUGGGGCAAAAAACCUACCUGAAGAACAACUACAACUACGUAAUCAGAGCAAGAGUAAAGGAGGUGAGGAAUCAUGGGCUGGAGCCAACAGCAGUGGUGGAGGUGAAGGAGGUGCUCAAGUCUUCUCUGGUCAACAUUCCUAAGCAGACACAGACACUUUACUAUUCAUCUUCCUGUUUGUGUCCACCUCUGGCUCCUGGGGAGGAGUACCUCAUCAUGGGCUACGAGAGUGAGGAGAGGUCCAGGUUGCUCCUGAUUGACAGCUCCAUUGCUCAGAAGUGGAAGGACAGAAUGCGCAGGAAGGUCAAGAGAUGGGACCAGAUCCUGCAGAACCCCCCGGGACACCGCCGGAGUCGCAACUGAGAUCCGACUGUGUGUGUGUGUGUGUGCGUGUGCGUGUGUGUGUGUGUGUGUGUGUGUGUACUUGUCUUUAUAUGCCUAAUUGGACAAAUUUUAACAAUUAUUCUGUAGUGUGUGUGGACAUUUGGCUGGUCCACACAAUGACCAAAUAUCCUUAAACAUGGAUUUAGAGGUAUAGUGUGAAACAACUAUACUAGUAAUAAUGGUUAGAAAUAGAACAGCAUUGGUUAUGGUCAGGGUUAAGAUAUGGGUUAGGCAUAAGGAGCCUAAGUCACGCCCAUCUACUUCCAAACCGUGGAUCUGGGAAGAACGAAAAAAUGAAUGCAAGUCAAUGGGGCUAAUAAUACUUGUUAUGUGCCAUUUGACAUAUGAUGUUUGUGAACUUUAAAGAUGCAUUUUGAUACCAAGAAAGCACUUAUUUUCGAAUGGGGGGAAAUGCUAGCUCAGGUUUUGUGUGAAAAUAAGUCCAGGACUACAAAUAUGUUUCACGAAAGUGACGUCAUCAAACCAGACACGGAGAAAAGAAGAGGGAAAAUGGCUGUAAGUUCAGAGAACUUCAAAUCCUUCCUUCAGGAGGAAAUAAACACUAUAAAUCUGGCCAUGUGGUACAUACCGAUAUCAAAUUUGUAGUUGUGGUAAUUACAAACUUUUACAAGCUGAUAAAUCUCAAAGUACGUGACUGGCGUGGUCGAAACACCCAUCAUUACUUUUCAUUUAAAUUGAAGUACAGCAUAUGUGUGAUCCAGGGCGUAAGGCAAAACAGAUUAGAAAAUAGCUCUUUUAGCCCCGUUGACUUGCAUUCAUUUUUUUGUUCUUCCGGGGACCCAUGAGCCGACUGGAAGGGGUGGAGACUUAGGCUCCCUAUUGACCCUUUGCACGUGACGUCACACCACUCGUGGGACCACCCCCUUGGCCAUGGUGGAUGGCAAAAAGAUUUCACAGUAAAAUGGUAACAGCUCGUUGCGCGAUUGGCUGCACUAACAGACAAGGAUGUAAAGUGAACUCUUUUUUUUCUUCCUCCGAAUAACUUUGAUGGAGACGGAGGAAGGAGAUAAACUGCAGCGAUCAAACAGACUAGCAGCCCUCAAAGUAUCUUUGGAUUUGCAGCGAACAUGUUUUUACUGGGUAAGAUUAACGUUCGUAUGUUUCAUGAGAAAGACAGGGACAGGGAUAAAAGUGAUGUGUUUAUACUGAUAAUCCUAAUGGAUGGAUGGAUGGAUGGAGGAAGCGUGGUACCGUCCACUGUAGUGAAAUGUGAGAUACGUAUGUACAAUAUUAUUGCUUAAAUAUAUGAUUGUGUGUUAAAGGUACGUUAUUUAUUUAGUGCGAGUGCUGCCGUUAAGAGAUAUCUUGUCUCAUCCCGGCGUGAGUGCAGCAGCUUAGCCAGUGACACCACCAGCAACAAAAACUAGCAGGGAUCUGGGCUUGUUUUAAAUCAGCUUCGUUGUAAAGUGAAACGCUGUUUAUACCGUGAUGUUAUAAAGUCAGUGAGGUGAGUUUUGGCAGAGUCUGUAACUUGUUUACAUUAGCGAACAUCUGCAGAGAACUUAAGCUAGCGUUCGUACGCUAGUUAACAUACUGCUCUCUAUGAGCCCCACCUAGGUGCUCCACUUCUGAUAACAAAACAUGGGCUUGAACUAGUAUGAGGAAUGCUAAAUAUCGCAAAAACAACAACGAAAACAAUUUCAGGCUCUACUUUUCCCUUUUUUUGUACUCGUGUCGCUCACUGUUUACAUGCUUUUGCCACCAAUGUGGUAGACCCAUGUGAUUAGGUGAUGUUGGUGCAAAGGGUUAGUUGUAGAGUCCCAAAAAUGAAUGAAAGUCAAUGAAGAGUCCACACAAGAUAAAGAGACAAGUGUGUGUGUGUGUGUGUGUGUGUGUGUGUGUGUGUGUAUUGCACUUUCACAGGCUGUUGUAGCUUAAUGUAAUUAAUCUCUUCAUGUAUCAGACUGAGUUUGUUUUUCAUUUUUCCCCUAUUGCACAAAUAGUAAUGUGUGUGCCUGCGGGUGUGUGUGUGUGUGAGUGUGUGCGCGUGCGCGCAGCUUAAGUUCUCCAAUAAGGCAAGAGGUCUUAUUGAAAAUGUGUUACUUGAUGUUAUUUUGACUAAUUUUUUCAUUGGCAGCCUUCUUGGCUCCACUUAUUCCCUCUGUGGUUAUCUUUGAAAGAAGCCUAAGGGUGUUUCUCAAUGUCAAGGUGCCUGACCUUGCGAGGCGAUGUCUUGCGAGGCCAGGAGCCUUGCUUACGAGGACACUGUCCUUCCUUGGUCAAAGAAAACGGUUAAAUGGAACAGACUUGCAUCACGUGACGGUCACGUAACGUCACAUGACACGGGAGGUAAUGUUAUAUUUUAUACAUAUUAGUUUCAAUAUAAAUAUAUAACAAGCCUUUUACUUUUUAAAUUGUGUAUAUAUUUAUUAAACUAAAUAUAUUAGUGAGUAACUACCCACUAGCCACCGAAGCUGCAACUAUUAAGCAACUUACCAACAAUAGAUAACUUCUUUGGAUCUAAAAAAAAUCCAUUUUAAAUUCGCUGACUUACUUUAAAACUUGAAAAUUGUGCCCGAAGUAGCUGCCGGCUUCUGAUCCGCCAUCCUUUUAAAAAUACAGUGGUGUAUUGUGGGUAAUUUUUGGCCAAGUCUAGGCUACAAGACACCUCCCGUGUAUCCUUGCUCAGCUAGCUAAAUGGCUAACAAACGGAGAACACAUGCCUCGGUAGAACAUGAACAUUGGAAUCGAUUGGAACACGUCUCGGUGGCCCCUGAUAACGUAUCUCCUAGGCAACCGGGGCGGGGCGGCUAAGACAUCAAGGCAAGGUUCCUUGACAUUGAGAAACACCCAAGGUGUGUCCUGUCAGUGUUCCAGAAGAGAGAAGCGCCAACAUCAGCAGUAGAAAGACUGAUCUGAAAUCUGGUCCCAGGAACUUAUGGUCACAGCUUUGCUGUGAAGGUGCAUUUCUUAAUUUUUAGAACACAAAAAGAUUUGAUGCUGUUCCACCGAAAGCUUUAAUCACUCCAAAUAAGGACAGAAAAAAAUUUAACCUUGAACGAAAUUACACAAAAGAAAGUUGAAAGGACAAAAGAAUGAAAAGUUCAUGUUCAUAAUAAAAAAAAUCCAAGACUAAUGUAGACAGCUCAUUUACACAUUUAGUUUAAAAGGUUAGAUAAAACUGCUUUAAAGCCACUCUGAACUUUAAAAUAAGGAGGAAGUGUUUAGAAAGAAAAAACUUUUUUCAAAACUAUUUUUUAAGCACCAGAGCACAUUAUCUACAUUACCCAUGAAGCAAGUGUUUGAUAACUAUGGUUUGUUAUUUUGGGGGUACAUGUUUGAGGUUCAUAUUGUGAAGGAUAACAGGAAGUUGUUGGAGUGAAGACUGGACCUCAUACUACAGUUUUGUAUAAAAGUAAUUAAAAAAGGAUUUUGUGGACACGUGGGACAGUGUCAGUUCUAAGUCUUGGUUGGCACAACAGGAUGUGUUAGCUGUAUUCUAACAGAUAUAAACUGUUCUAUUAUUAUUAUUUCAUUAGUUUUUGACACAGCCAAAAUGAUUGACUUGUGUUCUAGCUGCUGAUGUUAUGACAGCGUUUACUUCACCAGAGCUGCUUUUUACAUUAAAGUCUACUCAGCUCUUUAGUUGUUACACCAACUAUGCAAAUAUCUGAAUAUCAGCUAUUUAAAAUAAGUCAUUUUAUAUUUUAGGCUGUAUUUCACCUGCAGGAUGUGAGUAAAGGUUUUAGUGUUCUGUGAUUUCUGUUGGAUGGUCUGAGACUCCUACAGACUUGGGGCUUGUUCCCUUCUGUAGAACUAACUGCCAGUUGCUUCUCUCUGAUGGGUUAAGCUGGGACGCUUACUGAUGCUAACAUGUCUGUGUGAGUCUCACUUUCGAUUGGGACCUGGCUGUGCUGUAGAAGACACUGAAGCCAUCUGUGAAUCAGAGGAAAGUUUCAACGCAUCCCUUCAGCACUCAUUCUCUGCAUUUUGUGUUCACUGCUACAUCAUCAACUGAUGAUCUGAUUUUAACAUUAAACACAAGACAAACGUGACCUGAA